GUCGCGAAUCCAGAAUUCAACUAGUCAACUGACGAGAGGCACCUCAGCCUUAGUUGGGAGUCGAAAGUCUUAAUUCUUUCGUAGCCUUUUUUUUAAGACUUUCGGGCUUUCAUUUUGGGCGAAACCUUGAUUACUGAGGCCAGGAAUACUACGGGAAGAGUGAGACAUACAGCUAUUGUUAUUUUUCAUUCUUCGUUAGUUCUUCUUCAGACAGACACUCUCCAAAGCCUGCGAGAUGCUGUACACAAUAACACUGACAUUGGUGCUGUCCGUUGCACGACUGACCUGCUCGGCUGAAUUGGACCUGGAUGGACCCCAACCUGUGUUCAAGGCUGAUAUGAAGGAUGUCCAUUUCCUCUUGUGGACCAGAAGUAACCCCGAUGACGCAUCUUACCACGAACUGCUGAUUAACGACACGAGCAGUCUGGCCAACUCACCCUUCGACCCCAGUCGACCAACGCACCUUCUCAUCCACGGCUGGAUGGCCAGAAGCCUCACCGGGUGGCCAGUGAGGGCUAAGACAGAACUGUUAACAUACUAUGACUGCAACGUCAUCGCUUUAGACUGGGGGAAGAUCGCCCACCACGUCAACUACUUCGGAGUCGUUCACAAUCUUCCUCUGGUGGGCCAGCACUCAGCCCAAUUCUUGGACUUCUUACACGUCUAUGGGCACCUUAACUUCACAGCACUGCACGUGACUGGGCACUCCCUAGGUGCCCACGUGAGUGGCAUCAUUGGGCGUCAAGUGACCCACGGUCAGGUUGGACGUAUCACAGGUUUGGAUCCAGCGGCUCCAGAGUUUCACGAAGGCGAAGACGAGACGAAACUCGACAGAUCCGACGCCACUUUCGUCGAAAUCAUUCACUCGAAUGCUGGAAGUCUUCUCCACUUCUGCGUGGGGCUCCCUGAUCGGAUGGGCCAUGUUGAUUACUACCCCAAUGGAGGGGCCCACCAGCCUGGAUGCACUGCCGUUGGCACCUUGACGGAGCUCUUGACAGCCGGCUGCAGCCACGGCAGGUCCUUCGAGUACUGGAUAGAGAGUAUCAAUGGAGCCACACCCUUCAAGGCGAGGCCCUGCCCAGAUUGGAACACGUACAAAGCGGGAGAAUGCCAAAGCUGUGGGGAGGGAUGUCUCGAUAUGGGAUUCCAUGCCUCGAUGGAACCCCACGGAACCUACUUCCUCGAGACGAGUAAGGAGAAGCCAUUCGCUUUAGGGUAAGAGUGUGAAAUCGACGCACGGACAGGCUACUGUUGUACUUCUGACAAGUUAUGGACGAUAAUCCGACUAAACUAUAAGUUUUUUCUUCUUUCAAAAACACACACAGAUGUAAUUUCGGGAGACUAAGUACUGAAAACUUUAUAUAAUACAAGUUUUCAUCGUUCAAGAAUACAGACAGCUAUAAUUUCUGAAGACAAAGAACUGCAAACUUGAUAAAGUACAAGUUUUCAUUGUUCCAGAACACAGGCACCUGUAAUUUCUGACCGCAAAUUAAUGAAAACUUAUCAAAAACACUGAAACAGGGACACUUUUCGUGUAAAAAUGGCAAAAAAUUAAGAAAAAAUACAGAUUUUGUAAUGUUGUGACGACCAGUUUUUGACUGGAUGAAUAAAUCUACCAAUAUUGUGAAAUUCCA
Messenger RNA from Macrobrachium nipponense, 1634 nucleotides. Its product is annotated as pancreatic lipase-related protein 3-like. Bases 236 to 1219 code for a protein of 327 amino acids. Gene Ontology annotation, biological process: lipid catabolic process. Lineage: Eukaryota; Metazoa; Arthropoda; Malacostraca; Decapoda; Palaemonidae. The record is from RefSeq and is a predicted model, not a curated record. The transcript is spliced from 9 exons. Gene Ontology annotation, molecular function: lipase activity.